This is a messenger RNA of Lactuca virosa, 1176 nucleotides long. The record is from the annotation of a GenBank genome assembly. NCBI's taxonomy places the organism in Eukaryota, Viridiplantae, Streptophyta, Magnoliopsida, Asterales, Asteraceae.
AUGGUUUGGAAUGUUAGAGGAUUAUGCAACUCCUCUACUCAAAAAGAAGUUGUGUCGAUGUUGGAUAGAAAUGGGGUUUCGCUUUGUGCUCUCUUGGAAACAAGAAUGCAUAUUUCUCGAAUAAAUAAAGUUUGCAAGGGUAUAAAAGGUAAUUGGCAAUGCUACUCUAAUGCUAGCUUGUGUAAUAGAGGUACUAGAAUUGCUAUUGGCUGGGAUCCAGGGGCUUGGGAUGUUUUUGUUAUUAAUAGUUUUGACCAAGUCGUGCACUGUAGAGUUCACUCUAAAAACUCUAACCACACUUUUUUCAUGUCCUUUGUUUAUGCUGAUAAUGACUAUCGUGAUAGAAGAAAACUUUGGGACUACCUGUGGAUUCAUCACUCCCUAGUCAAAGACGAACCUUGGUUAAUUGCAGGUGAUUUUAACCAAGUUCUUAAGCCGAGUGAAUCUACUAGAUCAAGCUCCUUUGAUAGCUUUAUGACUGAUUUUCAGAGAUGCAUCGAUGAUACUAAUCUUGGUGAUAUAAAUGCCACAGGCCUAUAUUAUACUUGGAACCAGAAACCUCGUGGGAUUGGUGGGCUUCUUAGGAAACUAGAUAGGACUAUGGGUAACACCAACAUCUUAUCUAUGUUUCCCAAACUUCAUGUUAUGUACAAGCCGUAUGGUAUUUCGGACCACUCUCCUGCCCUUAUAAGCUUCCCAAUUGGCAAACCGAAAAAGUAUUAUGAUUUCAAGUUUGUUAAUAAUUUUACCAAUCAUCCUCAGUUUCACGAUACGGUGCAAUCAAUAUGGGGAAAUAGGGUUGAAGCACUGAGAGUCGAACUUGAAAGAGCCGAAGAACAAUUAGAUAGAGACCCCGAUAAUGAAGAGGUUAGUGUUGAGCAUGCAAAGUAUCUAGAAGAAUUCACCAAAGCCUUAUGUGAAGAAGAAUGCCUCCUAAGACAAAAAACGAAACUUAAUUGGCUUAAAGAAGGAGACCGGAAUACUAAAUAUUACCAUAAAGUCAUUAAAGAGAGACAAAGCCGAAAUAAAAUCAAUUCUAUUACUGGUAGUAAUGGUGUGAUGCAUGGGGCUAAUCAGGUCGCUGAUAUUGCUAUUGCUCAUUUCUCUGAUUUCCUUGGGAAAGAUAGAGAUGUUGAUCCUAUAAUCUCCCUAACGGCCUUUUCAGCAAUACUCUAA